Vicia villosa (hairy vetch) is the source of this 1352-nucleotide messenger RNA. Its product is annotated as mitochondrial pyruvate carrier 1-like. Gene Ontology annotation, biological process: pyruvate import into mitochondria. Gene Ontology annotation, cellular component: mitochondrial inner membrane. Lineage: Eukaryota; Viridiplantae; Streptophyta; Magnoliopsida; Fabales; Fabaceae. The transcript is spliced from 4 exons. The record is from RefSeq and is a predicted model, not a curated record. The coding region runs from base 111 to 398 and encodes 95 amino acids.
AGUAUUUUGACCUGUUGAUUUAUUCAAGCAGGUCUAAAUCCUUAAUAGUUGUCAACACCCCUUCUGGUCUGCGCUUCUGGAUCGCCUGAAUUUGAUCUUCUUCAGUUAGUAUGGAACUGUUGCGCAAGUUUUGGAAUAGUCCCGUUGGUCCAAAAACAGCUCAUUUUUGGGGUCCUGCUGUCAACUGGGGCAUUCCCAUUGCGGCAGUUAUAGAUACGCAGAACCCGGCAGAAACGAUUAAUGGAAGAAUGACUGCAGUAAUGUGCGGUUAUUCAGCGGUUUAUAUGAGGUUUGCUUGGAUGGUGCGACCACGAAACAUUCAUCUUCUUAUAUGUCAUGCCUCGAAUGAGACUGUGCAACUCUAUCAGCUUUCGCGGUGGGCAAGAUCUCAAGGUUAACUCGCCACUGUGCACCAUACAAUUACAGUUAUUAAUAUCCAUGGCUUUAAAUAACGGCCACGGUUGUGAUUUUCAUAUUUCAGUUGGUACACGUGUUGUGUUAUUAAUUGCGGUUGUCGCAUCGUGAAUUAAUCACAAUAUUUAUAAUAAAUAUUUUCUGUGGUUUGUACUUUCAUACUCUAAUUUCGAAAAUUUAUGUCCAUAAUGGUGCAGUAACGAUAUAUUGUAGUCGUAAUGGGGUUUCACGAUUAUAACUAGGGUUGGUAAACGGGCAUGCACAUCCUGCAAAAUCCUGCAUAAAGACGGGGUGGGUGGACAUUAUGUAGGGCACGGGCCUAUAACCUUGAGCCGCCCUGCAAAUAACUGAGGGCGGGACAAGGCGGGCGGACGUUGCAUCUUUUUAGAUGCAAAAUAUGAUGUUUAUGCCUACGUCCGCAAAAGCCUGCAAAUAAACAAGGCGAACAUAUUAGAGGGUACAAGACUAAACCCUUGCCCCGCCCCACGAAAAAGUGCAAAAAAUGGACAUUUACGACGGGUCAAGUUCGUUUUGCCACACUUAAUCAUAUAUAUCAAUGUUUUGUCUUGGUCAUAGCAAAUUUUGAUCUGUGAUUUUUUUCUCAGCAUAAAAUUGGUGAAUAAGAGUUUCGAUACCUUUAAAUAUCGUUUUAUCGUCGUUUUAGCGAUAAUUUACCAAUUUUUAUAACGUUUACUAUAUAUCACUUUGUUAAUUAAUGUUCUUAAAUAUUUAUGUGGGAUAUUGGAUCGAACUAUAGUAUGGUCGAAUGAUAACUUCUUGGUUCGACAAUUCGACAGGAUCUUAGUAUGUCAUCGAAGUCUGGUCACAUGUUGUAGUCAAAGUCCUACAAUGUUGUAGUCGAAGUAUGUUCAAGUAUGCAAUAGUUGAAAUGCUAUGAUCGUUAGCAUGUCUAAAUGGGCCUAUUUAUUAUGCCCAAU